AUGGCGGAGGAGGAGGAGGAGUGGAGAAGCGAGGGCACUCAGCUAGAGCAAGAAAAUUGUGAUGACGGGGAUGGUGACGACACUGUGACGGAGGGCGGAGACAGCGGAAACGAGUCAGAGGACGACCAAGGCGACACUCAAAUCGCGGCGCAGGACACUGACCUGGACGCAGGUGGUGUAGCAAACGCGGAGAGCAACGACCCUGCGCGCGCCAUGAACGUUGCUUUCGAAGAAGAGCCAGCCAGUGUAUCAGGUGGUGCCGCGGGCGGUGGUGCUGGCGGCGGAGGGGGUGCGGGAGGAGAGGAAAACGAGCAGUGUGAGCCAACGCAGCCGACACAGGUUGACAGCCCCGACGCCCCAGCCCCCCCACCCACCGCCGCCCUCGACAACCAGGAGCAGGAUUUGGAGGACACCAUGUCGCACAACCCCGCGUCGUUGGGAGCAAUGGCAGAGGGCGAAGCAGCGCUGACAACCGAUCCCGCCCCCCAGCCGAAGCAGCAGGCGGUAUCGCCAGUCCCUCAAGCAGCCGGUCGUGCCUUAGUGGCGUGUGCGGCGGACCGGCGCAGGACGCCUUCCCCUCUGCGCAGAGCCGGCCGUGGCAGCGGCGUUCUGCUGCUGGCGGGCGGCGGCAGCGGCGGGGAGGCUGCUGGUGGGUACGGGGCGGCGGCGGGAGACAAUGAAGCGGGGACGAGCUCCGGCUUCCUGAACUCGGCGGAGCCGUCGGUGAAGGCGGCCCGGGCCCGAGCCGCUCUCCCCUUGUGGCCGUCGUCGUCGCCCCAUCCCCUGCCCGAAGGCUGGCUGGACGACGGGCUCGGCGUUGCUGCACCAGCAGCACCAGCAACAGGCGAACCCCAAGCGAAACCGCCGAAGAGCAGGAAGAGUGAGCGGCGUGAGCAUGCAACGAAGGGGAAGGGCGCUGGUGCUUCGACGCUUGCAGCCGCCGCCCCGGUGAAGCACGUGCCCCCCAAGAAGACAUCGCCGACCAAGGCCGUCGCUGGCCGUGGCGGCUGGAUACGGACCAAGGUCGGCGGAAACGCGCAUCUGCCGAGGGAUUCCGCUUCGCAGGACGACGACACCGGACUCGCCGCCGCCCUCGACGCUCGGGAAGGAUCGGUAUCGCAAAACAUUUUCGCUAUCGGAGUGCCGGAGGAGCGUCGCUUGGUGGGCGCUGCUGCCGGUGCCAGCGCUACCGCCGAGAUGGAUGAGGACGAGGAUGACGAAAACGAGGACGGAGAUAUGUUUUUGACAGGCAUCGGAGGAACGACGGUGGACUCGCAGGAGUUCAAGGCCGACGAUUUUUCACAGAUCAGGAAGGGCUGCUCGCAGGAGAAGAACGAGUUCGACCGUUUGCUGGAUGACGAGAUAGCUGGCGCAGCGUCCACCGGGCAGGGAAGGGAGGGGCCGAAGCAGGGCUCAGGCGAUGGCGGGGAGGAGCUACCUUCGGCAUCCAACGGCGGUGGAGCUGCCACGUCCGGCAAACGCAAAAGGAUGAUGGUGAGCUCGCACGUUGCAGAGGGGGAAGGCGGCGGAAGCGGCGGCGCCGCUGCGGGGCGAAAGGGAGCUUCCGGUUCUCGCACACCUGGGGCCUACAUGGGCUCCUCGGCAUCAUUAUCGAGUUCGAAGAAGCGAGCGUUGCCGAGGUCUCUGGGAGUCACGAACCAGCGGGAACCAAACGUUUUCGACAUGAACAGUGACGACGAAAGUAGUGACGGCGGUGGGGGGGUGGUCGGUCGGCCCACGAUGUCACAGCAGUCCGAUCGUCGCCGGGCCUCCAAGAAGAGCACUGGCGCCAACCGCGGUAAGGGGAAGAACAAGGCAAAGGCCCCGAACCCCGCGGACAACCUAGGGCCCACGCGGAGGGUUGCUGCUGCGGCUUGUGAGAAGGUUAGGGAGGAGGAAGAGGAGGAGGAGGAGUCUGUCGGUGUCGAUGUGCGGGACUUGCACACUGACGACGACGACGAUGACGAUGACGACGACCAGAUCGUGGUGACCACGCAAGAGCUUCGGACGGAGAGAGCGAUGGCGGCCAUCCGGAAGGACACCACCCCUGUUUCGGCGGAGGAUGAAGAGGAGGGGGAGGAGGAGGAGCAAGAGGAAGAGGAGGGGGAGCGGGGGCUCCAAGGCGGAGGGGAAGAGGAGGCACAGACACUGGGCAAGGGGGGCAAGGAUGAAAAAGAGGUUGUGGGAGAGGGAGACGAGGAAAUGAAGGAUAGGGAGAAACAUCCAAACAGAGGGGAAGGUCCCGAUGCGGACAAGUCGUCUGAGAUCGACGGGCGAGCGAAUAUCGCGGCGGCGGGUGACAAAGGUCUCGUUGCGGCUGCUGACGGCGGCGUGAAGUCCCCUGAGUGGUUGACGUACAAGGCCAUGGUUUCGUUUCUUGACGUCGAGGGCUGGAAGUGCGUCCACGGCAAGGGUCUUCACACGUGGUUUUAUCUGUUGCCCGGCAAGAACGGGAGGAAUGGGAGGUACGGGUUGGAUUUCCUGGUCUCCGAGGAGGAAGUCGUGCAGCACGUGCGCUGCGACCAGCCGGCCCUCUCCCGUUACAAGGCGUUUCUCGAGGCAAAGGCCAAAGUAGCAGCGGCAGCGGUAGUAGAGGCACCCCCGCCCACAAGCAGCGUUGGAGCGACGGCUGAGCGUGUGGACGACAGCUGCCCCGGUGACGGCGGUGGUGGUGGCGGGCGGCGUGGUGCCGACGGCCCCGUCAAGGCUAGACCUCGGCGCGGCAAGAGCAGCGACGGGGGCGGGGGCAUCGCGGGAUCGAGCGCGGAGGCCAACGUUGACUCCGCUGCCACGCCUGCUGGUGCUCCCUCUGGUGCCGCGCCCGCCGCCCGUCCCGCCACCACGCAAAGGAAGAACAGCCGCGGCACCGGACGAGGGAGUGCCCAAGCUGGUGGGCGGCAGACGGCCGAGGGGCCGGCGUCACGGGAGCUGCCGCCGAACGCAGCGGGAACCAAGCCGGGCUCCGGCACCGGGGACGCCGCCCAAACUGCUUCCACGAAGCGGCGAGCCGGUCACGGCAGGCGGAAAGGAAGCGGCCAGACCGGCGACGGGGGACAGAAGAGCGACGAGCCCGCUGCUCGCGACAAGCCUGCUGCUCGAGGGCGGUCGCAAGGCGCGGUGGAUUGGGUACAGAAGUGGCGGGACGACUGGCCGAAGCUCCAGGAAGAUGGGUGGCACUGGGCGUACGGGAACGGGGUCGUUGAUGGGUGUGUCUACCUCAAGUCUGGCGCCACUAAGAAGACCGGCAGGCUGGGCGUCGACAUGUUCUAUUCCAGGCAGUCUGUCCUCGAGCACGUCCUCGAGUCCGUCCCGAAACAAGCAGACCCCCCUGUGGGUGGUGCCGCGGAGCCCCCGGUCGAGAACGGGGGGGGCAACGCUGACGUCGAUGGCAGGGACGACAACGGGCCCUUCGUCGAGUGGAGCUUGGGGCUGCACAGGGUGCGGAGGCAAAAGGUCCAGCAGACGGAUUCACGGGACAGGACCCCGCCGGACGCGCCCCCAGUCGAGGCCAUGAGCCUGCCAGGCCGGGCGGGCGGGCGUAGAGGCGUCCCGUCUCCGCCCUCCGCGAAGAAGUCUUCGGCUGGGAAACCCGCUGGGCAGGAACAAGCCGGUAGCCGUCAAACCGCGUCGCGAGGGCAAGAAGGCAGCAAGCGCGGGCGAGGACGCCCCCCCACCAUCCCCGAAGGAGACAACGCGGCGCCCGGCCCUGCGACGAAGCGGGGGAGGGUCGGCGUCGCGAAGCGGCCGUCCAGGAAGCCCCGUGGUGGCGGCGAGGGCAGCGAGCAGGGCCUAGAGAUGGGUGGUGAGGACAAUUCGGACGGCGACAGAGAUGAUGACAUGGACGAUGCCCCGACUCAACCGCAGUUUGAGCUAGCGUCUGCGAUCAACAUGGCAGAGGUAGGAAGUCGCAAGGCUGGCAGUGGGGGUUCCGCAACUGCUGGUGCGCCGGCGGCGGCGGAUUUAUCCGCGGGUGGUAAGGAUACGGGCGGUGGACCCGCAGGGGCUCCGAGAGAUGCCGCGAUUACGGGACAGGAGGUGCGCGCGGGUGAAAGUGGCAGCGAGCGCCCGCAGGGUAGCAGGUCGGCCCCACGACCAGCACAUGGAUCUGCCAGGACCAGUGGUGGGAGCCGUAGCAGCGGCGGCGGCGGCGGUGGCGGCGGCGGCGGAUCCAGCAGUGGCAACGGCGAAGUCGCCGGAGGCAUGACAAACGGAACCCCAAAGAGGAAGGUCGCACGCUCGCCUCCGAAUUCUUCGUCUAGCGCACCAGGCGGCGGCAGCGGCGGCGGCGGCGGCAGCGGUGCUAGAAAGAAAAUGCAGCGAUCGCUGACUGCGACCCCCGGUGUUCGGUCGUCGAGCCGCCGGAUCAACGCAGGCCCUUUCUCUGGGCUGGGUGUUGUCCUCACGGGCCUUCGGGGAGAUAUGCGUUGCGAGAUCGAGGCCAGCGUGACGAAGCUGGGGGGGAAGGUGGUCAAGGUCGCAGGCGGCAAGGUUUCCGACGAUGACGGCUGGCUAAGCUGGAUACUCGAGGAAGUCAGGCAGAGCGUGGCCGGCGGCAGGGACCCUAAAAUAGGAGCCGAAGUGGGGGGCAUGCCCAACGGCGACAAGCCCACCCCCCCGCUGCGCCGGAUGAUAACGGUGGCUACUCCGGACAGCGACCGUACCCACAAGUUCCAGCUCGCGCUGGCUGCGGGGAUGCCUAUCGUGCACCCCUCCUGGGUGGGCGCGUGCUCCAGCGUGGCGACAGUCAUCCCUCCUCUGGGUUAUAUAUUGCCGCUGGGACGGUCGGCGCUCGGAGACCGCGGGUUACUCAUGCCUCCCGUCGGGUCGGCUCGAGGCCGGCCGUUCCAGGGCAAGAACAUAAUCUUUUGCGGGGACGGACUGGACGGCGGGAAGAACGCCGUGGAUAACUGGGUGUUCUCCUUGACCGUUGCGGGCGCCACGGUGAUGGUGCUGCACGAGGGCGGCGGCGGCGGCGACGGCGACAAGAAGAAUGCCGGGGCGGCGAGCCCGGGGAAGGAGGCGGGCCGGUGCACCCUCGAGGGCGCCCUGAAGCUGGUCAAUGAUGGCCAGGUUUUCUGCGUGAUCGGUUCCAAGAGCGCCGACGGCGGUUCGGCCUCGGCGUCGACGGCGGCGGUGGAGAGGGCCGCCGAAGUGAUGGGCACGCCCGCGGGGAGCCUGGAGUGGGCCACCCAGUGCAUUAUCCACGGCCGGCUGCUGCUCCCGAACGCCGGAACGUGUCCGUGGUUUCCACUUGGCGGUAGCGGCGGCGGCGGCGGCGGUGGCGGUGGGAGUGGGAGUGGCGCUGGCGUUGGAGGCGGCAGCAGAGACAAGAAGGGCAAGGGUCGUCAACGGGCCGGGCGCGGCAAGGGCGGUCGAGGUGCAGCAAAAGGGGAGGUAGACAUAUCGGGUGAGGCGGACCCCUUCUACGUGCACCUGUCGGGCGGCAAGAGGUACGUUGCCGGGGACUAUGUGAUUCUCCGUAAGGACAAGAGCGCGGCGAUGUCCAGCAACGGCUGUGGGGCGGACGCGGGGACUGGGGGCGGGUCGCGGGUGGCGACGGCGGCGGCGGCGGCGACGGCGGGUGGAAGCGCCGCCGACGUUCCUCCGGCGGUGGCACGCGUUGUUUCGUUCCGGCGGGAGGCGGGGGGGAAGGUGAAGGUGACGGUGACCCCAAUGAAGCGGGGCGAUGGUCCCAAGAUCUUGGUUGCUCCCGGCAGAGAGAAUAGGGAGGAGGAGGAAGAGUUGGACGAUGAUGUGCUGGGGGGCCGCGUUCUCUUACUGCCCAAGGAACUCAUGACGAAGGCCAACCACUACGCCUUUAACGACAGUACCAUAUAUUUUCUCCCGUGUUAGAAGGAGAAUCGUGUGUGUUCCCACAUAAAAGAUUGUGGGAUUGAGGGAGGUUUGCAUCGUGUUUUUAGCAGCUAACGGCGUUUCCUCUGCGCGGCCGUGUCGGAGUCGGAUGGUUUGAUGAGGAGGCUCGUUGGAGAGUCGUCGUCGAGUGUUCGUCGUCGUCAGAUCGCUCGCUUUCAUUAUUAUUUGCGUGUCCCUUGGAAAGAGCGCACAACCAUCCGAUGAAAUGUCAAGCAUGUUGUUGUUCUCGUAUGUAACGUGUGCUGUGCUGUUGUCUUUGUCUGCUUUCUCCAUUGUCUCGGUAAAUCUGUGCCAUGUGUCGUGUUGGUCAGGGUGUACUUGAGCGGGUCUUUCUUGAAUUUUCGAUGUCCUAUAUAUAGCCGUAAAUAAUGAGAGCAUCACAUCACCGCAUAGAGGAGUUGUCCCGAGGGGUUGGCAAGUGAUGGUCUUCCUUUCGGGUGCUGAAAUAUUCCGGUGUACACGGUGCGAAUGUACGUAAAUGAAGUUGGUUGGUGCGCUCUUGGUUCAUGUUCAAUGUUAAUGCGAUGUUUUCGAUGCGCGGGUGAGUGAACGAAGUUCCUCAAAGCUGACGGAUCUUUCAUUGCUUGGGUGAUAACUGCUGCGCCACGGUAUACUUUGGGGUGCGCGUGAAUGGUGUGCAGAACAAGCCUUUCGCUCAAGUAUUGCGGACUGGUUGAGUAGAGGUGGGUACGGCGGGAGCAAGUGUGCAAGAACGAGUGGCGAUGAUUUGGCGCUCCCUUCGCACUGAUUAUUCGACCCACCACGUGUGUGUGCAGUUGUCGUGUAAAAAAGGCAGUUCUUAACCCAGU
Molecule: messenger RNA, 6683 nt
Organism: Ectocarpus sp. CCAP 1310/34
Lineage: Eukaryota; Phaeophyceae; Ectocarpales; Ectocarpaceae
Source: the annotation of a GenBank genome assembly